This is a messenger RNA of Naegleria gruberi, 492 nucleotides long. RefSeq lists its product as uncharacterized. Bases 1 to 492 code for a protein of 163 amino acids. The transcript has a single exon. The record is from RefSeq and is a predicted model, not a curated record. NCBI's taxonomy places the organism in Eukaryota, Heterolobosea, Eutetramitea, Acrasida, Naegleriidae.
AUGUUUGCAACAUUAAUUAAAAAUUAUCCAAAAGAUGUAAAUAACUUCCGAGAUUUAUUACAAAAUUUAGAUGAUGGAUAUUAUGUUGAUAUUUCGGAAUUAGAGGAUCGUUCAGUUAAAAAUAUACUCACUGAUAUGUUUAAAGAACAUUUUAAUUUAAAACGUGAUAAAGAAACUAGAGAAUAUAAGAAAAGAUCAUCACAAAAGGAUGAAUCAUUGGUAAAGAUAUUCGAAGAUUUUACAGAAAAUUAUAAGCCCGAAACAACUCAACCAAAAUCUUUAUUGGAAGCACAUACACAAAAAUUUAAUAGUAGUCAACCAGAAGUGGAAAGGAGAAAUUUAGAAAGCAGAGGAUAUAUGACUUGGAAUAGAGAUCGUGAUAUGGAAAAUCCUUGUUUAGCAGUAGAUAAGAAAAGAUUAAUGGAUACUGUUAAUAAUGCAGCAAAAUUCUCUCAAAAGUUCAAUUCUACGACAGAAUACAAAUUUAUGUAG